Molecule: messenger RNA, 2565 nt
Organism: Mesorhabditis spiculigera
Lineage: Eukaryota; Metazoa; Nematoda; Chromadorea; Rhabditida; Rhabditidae
Source: the annotation of a GenBank genome assembly
AUGUUUGACGAGCCCUAUGCCUACAAAAAGAGCAAGGAAUUAAUCGCCAAUCAAAAUGCUAUCCGAAUUGCCGAGGGUUUUGCCGUCAUCGACGCCCGAGCGGAAAAUGGAAUCGAAGUCGGCUUUGAAGACUUCGAAAAAGAGGUGAGGGCGACCGUCAAUGAGCUUCGAUAUCUUGAACCCGGAAGCUCCGUCCGGGUAGACCCUGAUGAUCGAAGAAAGCUGAUCUCAACCAUCGUCGCGUUAUAUCAACUAAAAUGCGUGCCAGCAUUAACAAGGGAGGAUGCUCCGCCAUUUCAAGGAGAUCCGAACGAGCUGGCCUACCGUAUCUCCACUUCCGGCACCACGGGCGCUCCAAAGAUUGUUGAUGUGACUUGGCCGUCGAUCUUAGCCAAUGUAUCUGAUUUUGGACAUCGCUUCGGGAUCGAUUCGAGUGAUCGCGUGCUCUUCUCAACUUCGAUCUACUUCGAUCCAUCCAUCAUCGAAAUUUUCUUACCUCUACAAUACGGGUGUCAACUGAUUGUCGCUUCGGAAAGAGUACGAAGUUCGACUGAGGAAUUUUUGCGGCUUUUGCGACGCCAGAAACCUACGGUGAUUCAGGUAACCCCGGUCGUGUUGACCCUAUUGGGGCAGCCAGUGUUGGAAGAAAUUUUUCGGCAAGGAACUUCCGUUCGGAUAAUGUUGGUUGGCGGCGCGGCGUUUCCGCUUCAACUACUGCAGCCCUAUAUCCAACGGAAUGAGCGGGUUCGGGUCUUCAAUGUUUACGGCAUUACCGAGGUGUCCUGCUGGGCCAGCAUCCAGGAGAUCGACAGCCGAACUACCGAAAUUACUAUUGGUGAUCCAAUCUUCCGCACCGGUUUUGCGCUGGGCCAUGAUGGAGAGUUGCUAAUCACCGGCGAGCGGAAGUGCUAUAUUGAUGGUGUCCGCUCCAUCGCACCUGUACGCACCGGUGAUUCGGCUCUAAAAACGAAAUCCGGGGCUUACACUGUCGUAGGAAGAAAGGACGACCAGUUAAAAAUCAACGGCGUGAAAUUCCAUCCGGCGACGAUCGCUGAGAAAAUUGUAAGCAGCGGCUUUGCCAGGAAUGCCCAAAUUCUGACCUACAAGGAGAAUUUUUUAAUUCUGUUCGUUGAUGGCGCAGGGCAAAAUACCACCGACUUGGAAGCCAUUUUCCCAGCAUUUCUAAAACCGGCGAAAAUUUUUUUGUUGAAGGCAUUUCCGUUGAAUGCGAAUGGAAAGAUUGACAAAGAGGAACUGAUGCGGAUAAUCGAUCGAUAUUACAACGAAAACGACUUGAUAGGAAGAUUCUGGGAAUGUUGUUCAAGAUUUGGAAUCGACAGGGACUCCGAUCUUUUCCGAUCGUUCCAGCAUUACGGCGUUGACUCGCAAGGGGCGAUGAAAUUGGCAUUUGAGCUUUCUUUAUCCCAUUUGAUCGCGUCAAUAUUGGCCCCGUCGAAAUCCAUUUUUGAUUUUUUGGAAAUGUUGCAGGGGAUGGUUAGAGAUAAGAAUACAAGUCGUGAAGCCCCUGCGGAAGUGGUCCACCUAGACGCUCGAUGUGAAUGGGAGCACUAUUUCGAGAAAUGCAUUGAUGGUGAUCCGAAAAUUGUGGAUAGCAACGGCGAGACCCUGAUAUUCUGCGCAUCACACGCGGGCGUCGUGAAAUGUUUGAAGACAUCCGGAGAGGUCGCGUGGAGCCACGCACUCGGGCAACGAAUCGAGACUAGCCUCGCUAUAUGCGGGAAAUUUGUAGUAGCAGGGUCUCAUUCUGGAUCCGUCCAUUUUUUUCGAAUCCCGGACGGUGAAAGGCAUUGGACCUUCGAAACGGGCGAUCAGAUCAGAACCGAGCCCGCGCUCGAUCAGACUGACGGCCCAAUCUACGUGUACAGCUACAACAAAAAGUUGUUUAAACUCGAUUCAACAGCAAAAACGAUGCUAUGGAUGGCUGAAAAUAUUGGACUUUGCCCGGGAAGGCCGUUGGUUUUGCAGCAAUUUGUCCUGCUGGGGACAUUGGAUCGAAAAGUGCUGUUUUUGGACAAGAGUUGCGGCGCAAUAACACAAGAGUACGAAGUCGAUAGCCCGGUUUUUGCGCCCAUCUCCUCUCACGCUACGCAAGCAUACGUCUGUACAGUAAAUGGUACGAUCUAUGCGUACAAUACUGAAAGGAUGGAACAGGUGUGGAAACUCGAGCUCGGCACGCGAAUCUUUGCCCCGGUCGUCGUGGCGAAUUCUGAGAAUUUGUUCAUCUCCACCGAGGACGGGCGCGUAAUUAGAUGCGCCUGGGAUUCAGCGAAGAUGGAGCUCAGUCGGAGAGAUGAGGUACGAGUGGACGGGUCGCGUUUCGUGAAGGGCAUCUCCAGAAUCGAGCAUUUCGGUGCGGCGGCGUUACUCGUCUGGCAGCUGGAUGACAAGGGGCGUCUGCACAAAAUUGAAUUUGAUGAGCGACCACAGCGUACGGCCGUCUUCGCCCUCGCCGACGGCGCCGAGACGUUCGGGCAAAUUUGUUGGAUUGACGACGGACGUUUUUUAAUCGGCGCCAGGGACGAUUACCUGAGAAUGUAUCGAUUG